Messenger RNA from Rattus rattus (black rat), 2340 nucleotides. RefSeq names its product tetratricopeptide repeat domain 39A (gene Ttc39a). The record is from RefSeq and is a predicted model, not a curated record. The transcript has 18 exons. Bases 82 to 1812 code for a protein of 576 amino acids. Lineage: Eukaryota; Metazoa; Chordata; Mammalia; Rodentia; Muridae. Gene Ontology annotation, molecular function: protein binding.
GGCGCGCCCCUCCCCGGCCGCCGCGUCGCUGGGAUCCGGCCGCAGCACCUGGGCUGCGCCUGGCGUCCGGCGCACGCAGCGAUGACCACGGCUAGCGGCCCGGGCGACCUGCCCGCCGGGUCUCCUGUGAGCAGCCUCCAUGAGGCCCUGGACCAGUGCAUGACAGCCCUGGACCUCUUCCUUACCAACCAGUUCUCAGAAGCACUCAGCUACCUCAAACCCAGAACCAAGGAGAGCAUGUAUCACUCCCUGACGUAUGCCACCAUCCUGGAGAUGCAGGCCAUGAUGACCUUCGACCCCCAGGACAUCCUGCUUGCUGGCAACAUGAUGAAGGAGGCGCAGUCGCUGUGUCAGAGGCACCGAAGGAAGUCCUCUGUGACGGACUCGUUCAGCAGCCUGGUGCACCGUCCCACCAUUGACCAGUUCACAGAAGAGGAGAUCCAUGCAGAGGUCUGUUACGCAGAAUGCCUACUGCAGAGAGCGGCCCUGACCUUCCUGCAGGACGAGAACAUGGUGAGCUUCAUCAAGGGUGGCAUCAAAGUUCGGAACAGCUACCAGACUUACAAGGAACUAGACAGCCUCGUCCAGUCCUCACAAUACUCGAAGGGAGAGAGCCACAGACACUUCGAAGGAGGGGUGAAGCUCGGCGUAGGGGCCUUCAACCUGACGCUGUCCAUGCUUCCCACUAGGAUUCUGAGGCUACUGGAGUUUGUCGGGUUUUCAGGAAACAAGGACUACGGGCUGCUGCAGCUAGAGGAGGGCGCGACCGGGCACAGCUUCCGCGCAGUGCUGUGCGUCAUGCUGUUGCUGUGUUACCACACCUUCCUCACCUUCGUGCUCGGUACUGGGAAUGUCAACAUCGAGGAGGCAGAGAAGCUGCUGAAGCCCUACCUGAACCGAUACCCCAAGGGCGCCAUCUUCCUGUUCUUUGCUGGGCGGAUUGAAGCUAUCAAAGGAAAUAUUGAUGCUGCUGUCCGGCGGUUUGAAGAGUGCUGUGAGGCCCAGCAGCACUGGAAGCAGUUUCACCACAUGUGCUACUGGGAGCUGAUGUGGUGCUUUACCUACAAGGGUCAGUGGAAAAUGGCCUACUUCUAUGCCGACCUGCUGAGCAAGGAGAACUCCUGGUCCAAGGCCACCUAUAUCUACAUGAAGGCUGCCUACCUCAGCAUGUUUGGGAAGGAAGACUACAAGCCAUUCGGGGACGAUGAAGUGGAGUUGUUCAGGGCUGUGCCAGGCUUGAAGCUCAAGAUUGCUGGGAAAUCUCUACCCACAGAGAAGUUUGCUAUCCGGAAGUCCAGGCGCUACCUCUCCCCCAACCCCAUCUCCUUGCCAAUCCCUGCUCUGGAGAUGAUGUACAUCUGGAACGGCUAUGCUGUGAUUGGGAAGCAGCGGAAGCUCACUGAUGGGAUGCUGGCAGUCAUCACCAAAGCUGAAGAGAUGCUGGCCAUGGGCCCAGAGAAUGAGUACUCAGCAGAUGACGACUGCCUGGUCAAAUUGCUGAAAGGCCUAUGUCUGAAAUACCUGGGCCGAAUCCAAGAGGCAGAGGAGAAUUUCAGGAGCAUUUCUGCAAAUGAAAAGAAAAUUAAAUAUGACCAUUACUUGAUUCCAAAUGCUCUACUGGAGCUGGCCCUGCUAUUUAUGGAGCAAAGCAGAAAUGAAGAGGCCAUCAAACUCCUAGACUCUGCAAAGCAAAACUACAAGAACUACUCCAUGGAGUCAAGGACACAUUUUCGAAUCCAGGCAGCCACACUGCAGGCCAGAUCUUCCCUAGGAGACGGCAGCAGAUCCCCAGUCUCAUCAGUGUCCCUGUAGCUUUCUGCAGCACUCUUGGGCUGGACAGAGCUCCUGGAAACAUUUCAAAAGAUCACCUCCCCUACCCUGCCCUUCCUUGGGGUCCACCUGGUGCUCCAGUGGGAUUGCACAAGAAUGUCUGUGCAGAAGCAAAGACAGCCUUUUUACCAGUGUGGCCAAAGCCUUCACACAUACGGGUACCUGUUUUACACUGUGAUGUUUAAGAGAAUGUAUGAACAGUUUACAUUUCUUUAGAAUACAUUGAUGGGAUUAUAGUUGGUGUUUAAAAAAAACCUACCCCCCCCAAAACAAACAAAACCCUCUAACUGCCUGUUAAUCUGUUUACUUCCUGAUCUGGAAAUAAUUUCCCUAUUUGUUAUCCAAGGCCAAACUGCUUUUCAAACCUCAGCUUUUGAUAGGAGUUCCUAGCAUCUGAGACUUUGGCUUCAAAGUUCUACAUUGCAAAUUCCAGGACAGCCAGAACUACACAAUGAGACACUGGGUCUAAAAAAAAUAAAACAAAACAAAACAAGUUGCUAACAUUUAAAA